GUGGACUCCAAUCCACUGAAUGUCCCACAGGUGGACUCCAAUCCACUGAAUGUCCCACAGGUGGACUCCAAUCCACUGAAUGUCCCACAGGUGGAGUCCAAUCCACUGAAUGUCCCCACAGGUGGACUCCAAUCCACUGAAUGUCCCACAGGUGGACUCCAACCCACUGAAUGUCCCACAGGUGGACUCCAAUCCACUGAACGUCCCACAGGUGGACUCCAAUCCACUGAAUGUCCCACAGGUGGACUCCAACCCACUGAAUGUCCCACAGGUGGACUCCAAUCCACUGAAUGUCCCACAGGU
Molecule: messenger RNA, 303 nt
Organism: Staurois parvus
Lineage: Eukaryota; Metazoa; Chordata; Amphibia; Anura; Ranidae
Source: the annotation of a GenBank genome assembly